AUGAUAUUUAGAGUAUAUGAUAAUCACAAUCAACCAGUAGACGAUAUUACUAAGGCAUACAAAUUGACGACAACAGAAGGAAUUCAUUCUGUAUUAUGUCGUGUUCGUAGAAGUGUUAAUUCAGCAAUGCAACAUUUAGCUUGGCUUGCAGUAGGUACAACUGCUUUUCUUACAUUAGGUUGGCUUAUAAAGCAUCGUUUAAAACAACGUGAAGAAAGUCAAAAUGCAUAUAAAGAUUUGAUAAAUAACAUAAUAACUUUACUUGAAAAUCAAUAUGAAGAUCAUUUACAUGAUCCAGAAGUAAAACCAUGGCUUGCUAUAACUCAUAUUCGUGAUAUGCUUAUUCCAUCACAAGAUCGUAAACGAUUAAAAAAUCUUUGGGAACAAGCUGUAAAACAAAUAAGUCAACAUGAAUCACGUAUACGUGCCGAAUCACAAUUAAUUCAUGGUGAAGAAUAUGAAGUUUGGAGAUGGAUACAACCACGUUCAUCUAGUCCAUCACCAACAAGAAAAAAACGAACAGAAUCACCACAUAGUUCAAAUGAAGAAACAUAUGUUUACACGCCACCUGAUGUUGGUCUUACAGAAUGUCUUAAAUUGCGAAAUUUCUUUGAUCCUCAUGGCAUUGCUGAUGAUGAUGAAAUCGAUCUAGUUGUUGAUAGUAUUCAAAAUCUUUGUGCUACAGUUAAAAGAAUUGAACAUAUUGGUAUAAAUUCAAUAUUUGUUUACUUAAAAUUUUCAUCUAAAGAAGCAGCUGCUCAAGGUUUUCAUUUACUUAAUAAUUGGAAAUAUCAUGGUCGUGAAAUUAUUGCUAAAUAUCUUCGUCUUGAACGUUAUCAUGCACAUUUUCCUGAAGCUCGUGAAAGUAGCUCAACAAAUAAUUAA
Rotaria sp. Silwood2 is the source of this 885-nucleotide messenger RNA. NCBI's taxonomy places the organism in Eukaryota, Metazoa, Rotifera, Eurotatoria, Philodinida, Philodinidae. The record is from the annotation of a GenBank genome assembly.